CGCGUGCCAGAGCAGCCCAGUUGCGGAAGAGCAGCUGUUUCAGCGUCCGUUGGUGUGCAAGAGAAACAUGGCGGAUCGGCUCACGCAGCUGCAAGACGCGGUGAAUUCGCUUGCAGAUCAGUUUUGUAAUGCCAUUGGAGUAUUGCAGCAGUGUGGUCCUCCUGCAUCUUUUAGUAAUAUUCAGACAGCAAUUAACAAAGACCAGCCAGCUAAUCCUACAGAAGAGUAUGCCCAGCUUUUUGCAGCGCUGAUUGCACGAACAGCAAAAGACAUUGAUGUUUUGAUAGAUUCCCUGCCCAGUGAAGAGUCUACAGCUGCUUUACAGGCUGCUAGCUUAUAUAAGCUAGAAGAAGAAAACCAUGAAGCUGCUACAUGUCUGGAAGAUGUUGUUUAUCGAGGAGACAUGCUUCUGGAAAAGAUACAAAGUGCGCUUGCUGAUAUUGCACAGUCACAGCUGAAGACAAGAAGUGGUACCCAUAGCCAGUCUCUUCCAGACUCGUAGCACCAGUGGAUACCAUGUGGCUGAGAAAAGAACUAUUUCAGUGCCAUUAAGAAUUCUGCAUCAGACUUAGAUAACAAGCCUUACCAACAGUUAUAGAAACAUUCAACACUAUGACACAUGUUCCCUUUUUAGCUAUUUUUAAGUCUUCUAUUUUCACUCUUGAUAAAUAAGCAUAUAAAAAUCAUGAUUCAACCAGCUUUAAACCAUCAUACCAUCAUUUUUUAACUGAAAUUAUUAAGGCAGAUAAUGCAUUAAUAAACAUAAGUAAACAUAUAUAAAAUUCUA
Molecule: messenger RNA, 787 nt
Organism: Cebus imitator (Panamanian white-faced capuchin)
Lineage: Eukaryota; Metazoa; Chordata; Mammalia; Primates; Cebidae
Gene: MED21
Product: mediator complex subunit 21
Exons: 4
Coding region: 68-502 (144 amino acids)
Biological process (GO): regulation of transcription by RNA polymerase II
Cellular component (GO): mediator complex
Molecular function (GO): transcription coregulator activity
Source: RefSeq, a predicted model, not a curated record